Messenger RNA from Acanthosepion pharaonis, 747 nucleotides. The record is from the annotation of a GenBank genome assembly. Lineage: Eukaryota; Metazoa; Mollusca; Cephalopoda; Sepiida; Sepiidae.
AUGCUUCUACAAGACUCUUUUAUAUUCGGUGUCACCAAUACACCAGACACAAUUGAUAAUUACAAUUCAAAGUACUCUCCUUGUCUCAUUCUUUCUCUCUAUCUAUCUAUCUCUCUUCACCUUUCCUUCUUUUUUCUUUUCUCCUCCUCUAUCUUUCCUUUUCUCUUUCUGUCUCCCUUGCUCUCUUUCUCUUUCUUUCCCUCUCUUUCUCUCUCUCUCUCCCCACUUUCUUUCUCUUGCAUUCUUUCGCUCUCUUUCCCUAUCUCUCUCUAUAUAUUUAUCUCUUUCUCCCCCCUCUCUCUCUCUCCAUCUUCCCCUCUCUCUCUCUCCAUCUUCCCCCCUCUCUCUCUCCCCUCUCUCUCUCCCCUCUCUCUCUCCAUCUCUCCUUCUCUCUUUCUUUCUUUCUUUCACCAAUAUAACGACCAGACACAAAUGAUAAUUACACUUCAAAGUGCCGUCUCAUUCUUUCUUUUUCUCUGUCUCUCUGUCUCUCUUUACCUUUCCUGCUUUUUUCUCUUUCUCUCUCCCUCUAUUUUCUUCUCUUUCUAUCUCUAUCUAUGCUUUCUCUCUCUCUCUCUCUCUCCUUAUCUCUCCCUCUCCCACUCUCCCUCUUUUCUCCCAUCUCUCUCUCUCUCUUCUCUCUCUCUUCUUUCUCUCUCUCUCUCUCUCUCUCUCUCUCUCUCUCUCUCUGAUAUUUCACAGAAUCAUUCAUAUACUUGUAAUGUCUGCCUAAUGAAAACAUUAUAA